AACAUAAUCACUAAAUGCGACUAAAAACAAAUGUUGUAAUGCGACAUUUUAUAAGCGUUGUAAAAGAUUAUAAACGAAACGUGUCUUUGCCUUUAUUGUUGAAUUUUGACGAAGAAGACCAAAGAAAAAUUGCUUGGCUUUGUCGUAAGGAAAAUCAAAAAGCUAACAACUAUCCGGGUGUACUUCCCGGUAUCCCACCCUAUGUGAUGAAGGUGAAAUAUGGAAAAACAGAAGUAAAUUGUGGCGAUGAAAUUGAUUUAAAUGUUACGAGAGCACCACCUUCAAUCAGUUAUACACGUGUAAAUGAUGAUGUAUUUUACACUCUAAUUAUGAUAGAUCCUGAUGCGCCAUAUCCCAACAAACCUACAAACGCUAUUUAUCUCCACUGGCUAAUUAACAACAUACCCGGAAAAGACAUUUACAGAGGGAGAGAGCUCUUAGAAUAUGAGGCUCCAGAUCCUCCUGCUGAUUCAGAUCGUCACAGAUACAUAAUUCUGCUGUACGAGCAAACUUGCUAUUACCCAAGUCAUAAGUGGAUUGAUCCUAGAAGCAACUUCAACAUGACGGCGUACUUCCUGCAUAACACUGUGUUGCAUUAUCCAUAUCAGAUUAAUUUCUUUUUUGCAAAAAAGUGAUUAAACAAGCAUCCAUUAUUUUAAUUCAUGAAUAUUA
This is a messenger RNA of Parasteatoda tepidariorum (common house spider), 672 nucleotides long. RefSeq lists its product as uncharacterized. The record is from RefSeq and is a predicted model, not a curated record. Lineage: Eukaryota; Metazoa; Arthropoda; Arachnida; Araneae; Theridiidae.